Spodoptera litura is the source of this 2478-nucleotide messenger RNA. RefSeq lists its product as uncharacterized. Gene Ontology annotation, biological process: regulation of transcription by RNA polymerase II. NCBI's taxonomy places the organism in Eukaryota, Metazoa, Arthropoda, Insecta, Lepidoptera, Noctuidae. Gene Ontology annotation, molecular function: DNA-binding transcription factor activity, RNA polymerase II-specific; RNA polymerase II cis-regulatory region sequence-specific DNA binding. The record is from RefSeq and is a predicted model, not a curated record.
UAACCGGACAGCGGUGUUUACGCGUCGCAAUUUCGACACAGAAAAACUUGGAUAUCCUCCUUACAUUCGUUUAAAUUAAAACAAAAACAAAACGCGAAUCAAAUUUUUUCACGCUCUUCAAUUUUUUUUAAAUAUUAUAACCCGGCUAAAUAAUAAUGGCGGGUUUAUGUAAACCAAAAGUUCCGUAUCCGCGUUCCGUUUUUUCGGUCGGAUAAUAGAAUUUUGACAGUUCGAUGAAAAUAUUUACGUGACGUGCCUGUUUGUGGAAAAACUUUUUGCGAACGAAAAAAGUUUUUUUGAAGAAAGUUUUGGAUUUGUAACUUUUAAAUUGUAUUAAAAUGUAUCUAUUUCGUGUUGUGAGUGUGUGAUUAUGUGUUGUCGACGUAAACUUAUGGAUUACUUUUUUAAGAUUCAAAUCAAUCUACGAUGACCGACCGAAAACGUUACGUCAAAUAAAAACAAAAAAAAACGUCUAAAAUGACAUAAACACAACACAAAUGACAGUUGUAGGCCAGUAUUUUCGAAUUUUUAAAUAUAAGUUUUUUUUUAGUAAUAAUAUGUGAUCAAUAAAACCUUUUUACUUAGCGUGUAAAGGCCAGUAACUAUUUUUAAAAUUAUGUUAAGCUAUUAUUCUUCUGUGGAGUACGAAACAAUGGUUCUUUGAUGAAAGAGAGGGCGCGGGGCGUCGAGGAGGCGUCGUGCUGCCCUCUACAAUGGAGGCUUGUGGGCCUCCAAUCCAGCUGGAGCCAGUAGAUCUAAGUCUAAAGAGACCACCGACACCUAGAAGACGGACUCGAGCUAUCGGUACCCCUACUUCAUCCAUGAUCACCAGGGAAGAUGACAGCUCAGCCACAGAUCUGAUAUUCAACUCAAGUCACCAAUUACCUAAAAUCAAAAUGGGUCCAGAUCUCAGAAGCGCGCGGCGACCUAAGCAAAUCAUGAACAAGCUAAAACCAUCAACUCACACGGCGACCACCCCCCAUCUAUCUAUAGAACUGACGAAACCAUACCUACCAAUGAUCCCAAUGCUACCACCCCACAAACCAACCACGGACGCCGAAUUAAAGUCAUUUAUAUUAAACACAGCGUUACAAACAGCCCUAUCAGAUUCUCUACACCAUUUACAGCAGAGAAACUCUAAAAUUGAUAUGAAGAAGGAUGAAGGAUUUGUCAAUAAUCAUGAAGAUGGCAGCAGGAGACGGUUGCAUAAAUGCGAUGUUGCCGGGUGUCAUAAGGUGUACACGAAGAGUUCGCAUUUGAAAGCGCAUAAGAGGACCCAUACAGGAGAAAAACCAUACUCCUGUGCCUGGGCGGGCUGCGAGUGGCGUUUCGCCAGAUCUGACGAGUUGACGAGACACACUCGUAAACACACGGGUCAUCGACCUUUCACCUGUCCGCUGUGCAGACGAUCUUUUGCCAGAUCCGACCACUUGGGAUUACAUAUGAGGAGACAUUGAUCUUUAAAGUAAGGGGUUAUAAAGUUCAUUUUUAAUUGGCAAUAUUACUUUUUAAUCCAUACUUUUUUUUAGUGAAUAUUAAUUUCUGUGCAAUAGAGUUGAUUUUCGUUUGACAUGAAUGUUGAUUUUGAUUCUUAUUUGUUGAAUUUUGUCAUUUCAAAAUGAGCGUUAUGACUGUUGUAAUAAAGUUAAGUUUUGUUUGACAAAAUUUCUUACAUAAGGUCAGUUUAGAUAUUUUUUGGUAUUCAAAAGUGAACGUUAAUGUGCUUUUCCUAAAGUUUUGUUUAAUUCUAAUUUUGUUAAAAACCUCGGAAUGCAUGUAAUGCAAAAUUAUGAAAAAUAUUGUUCUAAGCAUUAGAGUUCAUAUUUGUUUAGCAAUCAACUUAAAAUUCCUUAUAAAUUGUUAUUCGAAGGUGAAUGCUAACGGUGAAAGAAUAAAGUCUAUCUUUGAAUGGCACUGAAAUUCAAUAUACUUGCUAUUUGUUAUUCGAAAUUGUACCUUAUGUUUAAAUUGUCAUUUUGGUUUAGCCAAGCUUGAUAACAGAUUUUUUACUUGAAAUUCACCUUAAAUAUAAUAACAAAUAUUGAUCACUUUCGAAAAAAAUACUAAGAUAAUACAUAGAUAAGACCACUUCACAUAAUUUUACAAAAACGAACUUUAUUACCCACUAAUAAAGUUCAAUUUACAUUAAAACUUAGACAAAAGAUUUCAAAUACACCAAGUAUUCUGAAAUCGACUUUAACUACUACCGAAUAUAGUAGACGUUCGAUUAAAGGCUACAAUUGUUAUAUAAUAACAAUUAUAAUGUAAGGGCAUUAUUAUUUGUGUGAUUUUCUGCUCAAAAUGAUAUGACAAUAAUAUAUUUUUUAUAUAUAAGUACUAUAUUUUAAAAGUGCACAUAGUUUAAGCUAAUAUAGAACUUAAAACUUGGGUGCUAAGGUCGAUAUUUGUAUGACAAACGUAUCUUAUUAUCCUUACUAAUAUUAUAAAUCGGAAAGUGAGUUUGUUUGUUUGUUCCGC